Molecule: messenger RNA, 41926 nt
Organism: Pelobates cultripes (western spadefoot toad)
Lineage: Eukaryota; Metazoa; Chordata; Amphibia; Anura; Pelobatidae
Source: the annotation of a GenBank genome assembly
CUUGCAUUACUAAGAUUUAAAAAAAAAAAACAUCUGCCUGACAGCAGUGCCGAUUAAAACACAAGUAAAUGAAUUCGUCCAGAUUUUCUUUUUACAAUCUGUACUUUUUACAUAUUCCAGAUCCUAUACUUUGUAUAGGGUUUGUAUGCAAAAGUCACUAAAUUUGAACCAGACACCUGAUGCAUCCAACUGAUUAGUGCAGAUCUGCAUAACCCCAACAUUGGCAUCCCAAAAAGUGGGAUGUUGCUGGGAGGAGGUAAAGGGGGGUGAUCCGGUGACGCUCUGCCCAAAGGCACAUUAUUUCCCAGAUUAUUGGCAGGUAAGCCUGGCAUGAGUAAGUUAGCCCACAUGGGAAACCAUGCAGAGAGCACUGUUUCACUGCUCUCUGCAUUGACCUAGUGACCCGAGUGUAGAAAUUGCACAUAUUAUGAUUCUCUAGUCCUACGGUUUGGGGACAGCUCCUUGGUGUCUGGAAGGUAGGACAGGACCUGAACAUCGUGACUGUCCGCUGAAAACCAGGAUGGUUGGGAGACAUGGAUUCGGUCAGGUUGACCAAAUUCUGACCAGAGUUGUCUUUAGUAAAUAUGAGAAUUGCCAUGGCUGGAAUUUGGCCAUUUUACCUAAUUUUAUCCACCUGAACAAAAUUCAGUGUUUAGUGAGUAACCCUGAUUUUUUUCCAAUUCGAUUUUCUACUCACCUCAAUUCACUACUUAGUGAAUAAACCCUACAUGAAAAUUUUCCUGAGGAAGGAAUUCUAUUUUUUACUUUGGUGCCCUACCAUUACAACAAAAUAUGCUUGUCCCUUAGUGAAUACUGCGAUAGCCAUCAGACUACAGUGAGCGGAGUGUAGAUCCAGCCCAUAGAGUGCAGUGACCGCCCGCUACCAGCAUUACUCAGCAGGUCAUGUGAUCAGUGUCUGGCAUGGAAGCCGCUCCGUGAAACCCCCUGACACUACGCACGUUCCCCCGGUCCUGUUACUGGCUGCAGGCGGGACCAUGAUAACCAGUCCAGUUUACUAAGCAGGAUCCCCGGAACCACCGAACAUCUGACAGCAGCCAUACUUCCGGAGUCAGGGUCACUCACCCUCACACUUCCUGGAGGAGAACUGCAAUAUACACAACACAACCGGAGUCAGUCAGUCAGUGAGUGAGUGGGGUGGGGUGGGGUGGGGUGGGAGCAAUAACUUUGUCGGGAGGGGGAGCACAGGGGCAAUUUGUAAGACGUGGUAUCGCUUAAUGUAUGAUCAUGUCAUGUGAGGGCUGUAAGGGAAUGGGGUGGGUGAGGUGGUGUGCUGGGGGGUGUGGCUGUCAGAAUGUAAAUAGAAUUAUAAAAUGAAUUACUAUAAUCCACUUACAGGACAGGCAUUUGUUAGUUCGGGCUAGGGGUGGGGGGUGAGACUGGGCUCAGUAUAGGAAAUCUGCUCAAGUGUUGGAGGGUAAUGAUUUGGCUUUUUAGGUCUUGCUAGUCUGAGCUGUACUUUGCACCAGGCACAUUCUAUAAUAAAAAUUGAGCAAAGUUGCAAGUAACAGAGUAACAGGUGCUUAGGAGAGAUGGAGGUGGAGGUGACUCAAGGGGAUCCUGAUUAUCAAGGCACAAUAGUUACUGUUCUGGUGCUAGAUGUUUAGAAACAUUCUGUUGGUUUCCAUGGAGAUUGCUCUUUCUUCAGCACUUUGCAGAAGUAUAGCACAUGCUUUAGCUCUGAUACAUAUGGUCCAAAGUCACUGGUGGUCGUAAUUUGCACGUUAUUUAUUUCAUUAUUGACCACUGUACAUGUCUGUCAUUCCUUUUAGUAGGUCCCCAUGUUGCAAACAGAAUUUAAUACUAUACUUGUCAGUCAUCUUUAAUAUACGUUUCUCUUUUUUGCCAUCUAACAUGGAGAAAGAGGAGAAACUGAAACUGUUGGUUUUCCUUAUUUGCACUGCAUUGCCUGAUUGUACCAGGAGUCAAUUGGAUUGUGAUAGCACUAGUAAAUCUACAUACUUUAUACAAAAACAGCAUCAUGUGAAAUAAAAGUUAAAGGGUUCUGCUUUUUAGAAGGGGUCAUGGUGGGAGUCUGUAUUUCUCUAGAGAUAUUUGCACUUGUGUGUCGGAGGCUAGUAGCACUCUCGGUACACAGUGUAUGCACGUCAGCAUGGGAAAAGCGUUUGUGUCUGUUUGGUGGGUCACUGAGAGUCAUUGGUUAAUGAAUAACCAGUUAAAGGGAUUCUAUAGUGCCAGGAAAACAAAGCCGUUUUCCUGGCAAUAUAGGUUCCUAAUGUGCCCCCUCCCGUUGCGCUGAAGAGGUUAAAACACCUUCAGUAAUUUACCCGAUUCCAGUGACAAUGUCCCUCGGCGCUGGGUCAGGCUCUGCCCAUACUCCUCCUCCUCCUCAGCAAUGACCGCUCUCGCAUUCAGAUUUCCCCAUAGGAAAGCAUUAAUCAAUGCUUUACUAUGGGGAAAAAUCUGAUGCUGGAGUCCUCAUGCAAAGGUCUGUUUCGAGUCUGGUAGACAGCCACUAUGGGCAGACUAAGAGCUGCAAUGUAAACAUUGCAGUGCUAUAGUUCAAAAGGGAUCCAGCACCCACACCACUUCAUUUAGAUGCCUCUGAGGUUGGCCACUGUUCUGUAUCGUAUGACAAUGAAUACAGUGUUGCUGUCCAAUUCAAAAUUUAAAUACCAUAUUAUUAUUAUUAUUAUUAUUAUUAUUAUUAUUAAAAAGUACCGUAUUUAUCGGCGUAUAACACGCACUUUUUCUCCCUGAAAAUAGGGGAGAAAUCGUUGGUGCGUGUUAUACGCCGGCCCUUUAAAUUCUGCAGCCGCCUGAGCGCUCUGUCAAGAGCGCUCAGGCGGCUGCAGUUGGUACUCACCUUCCCUGUAGCGUGGCCGAGCCGCUCUGCAGUCCGCGGUGGCCGGCCGGACUGAUAGGAAGGUGCACGCUCAGUGUGCACCUUCCUGUCAGUCCGACCGGGUACAGGAAACAAACUCUUGUUCCGCGCGGAACAGGAGUUUCUGUUUCCUGUACCCGGUCGGACUGACAGGAAGGUGCACACUGAGCAUGCACCUUCCUAUCACUCCGGCCGGCCGGCCACCACGGACAGCAGAGCGGCUCGGCCACGCUACAGGGGAGGGGGGAGUGGGGAGUAAGAGAGGGGGGGAGGGGAGUGGGGAGUAAGAGAGGGGAGGGGGCUAAGAAGAGGGAGGGGGGUAACAAGAGGGGAGGAGGGGUAAGAAAGGGGAGGGCUGGAAGAGGGAGGGGGGGGCAACAAGAGGUAAGAAGAGGGGGGAGUAAGAAAGGCAAGAGGGAGGGGGAGUAAGAAAGGGGGGUAAGAGGAAGGGGAGUAAGAAGAGGGGAGGGGGAGUAAGAAGGGUGUGGCAAGAGGGGGAGGGAAGCAAGAAGAGGGGGGAGGGGAGUAAGAAAGGGGGGGUAAGAAGAGGGGAGCAAGAAGGUGUGUAAGAGGGGAGAGAAGUAAGCAGUUGAGGGGAGGGGUAUAAGAAAAGGGGGGGUAAGAAGUUCUUUAUUUGAAAUUUCAAAGGGACACUUGGGCACCCAGACCACUUCAGCUUAAUGAAGUGGUCUGGGUGCCAGUCCCUCUGGUGAUUAACCUUUUUUUAUAAACAUAGCAGUUUCAGAGAAACUGCUAUGUUUAUACUGAGGGUUAAUCCAGCCUCCAGAGCCUCUAGUGGCUGUCUCAUUGACAGCCGCUAGAGGCGCUUGCGUGCUUCUCACUGUGAAAAUCACAGUGAGAGCACGCAAGCGUCCAUAGGAAAACAUUGUAAAUGCUUUCCUAUGCGACCGGCUGAAUGCGCGCGCGGCUCCUGCCGCGCAUUUGCAUUCAGCCGAUGACGUCGCGAGCAAGGAGGAGAGGAGAAAUACAGCUCCCCGCCCGGCGCUGGAGAAAGGUAAGUGUUUAACCCCUUCCUCUCUGCAGAGCCCGGCGGGAGGGGGUCCCUGAGGGUGUAUAACACGCACCUCAUUUUAAGAAGGAAAUUUCAGGGGGAAAAAACUUAAAGGACCACUGUAGUGCCAGGAAAACAUACUCGUUUUCCUGGCACUAUAGUGGUCCUUUAAGUUUUUUUUCCCUGAAAUUUCCUUCUUAAAAUGAGGUGCGUGUUAUACGCCGGUGCGUGUUAUACGCCGAUAAAUACGGUAAGUGCAAACGUUUUCUGCUGGGCAUAUUAUUGUUUAUAAUAUCUGUGCUUAUUCCAUAUAUCUGAAAUAAAAACAUAACUGAUUCCUACCUAUUUGUGCCAUUUCUAAAGAUAUGUUAGAAAAAGAGCAACGAGAUGCUCUGGAAUGUGAUUUGAUAGACCAUCCAGACACUGUGACCUGUGAGCGCCUGAAUGAAAUGUUGCACGUCUCCCUAAAAGAACGUUAUAGAAGACUAGAUGUGGAGACUCUGCUUCGUGGUGGAACUCAGGUAUACUUCCAAAAUAUACAUAGAAAUAAGAUAAAAGGGUUCAUUAACCCCUUAUGGACACAUGACAUGUGUGACAUGUCAUGAUUCCCUUUUAUUCCCGAAGUUUUGUCCUUAAGGGGUUAAAUGGACUCUAUAGUCACCAAAACAACUUUAGCUUAAUGAUGCAGUUUUGGUGUAUAGAUCAUGCCCCUGCGGUCUCACUGCUCAAUUCUCUGCCUGUUAGGAGUUAAAUUACUUUAUUUCUACUGCCCUUGUCACACCUCUCUGCAUGUGACUUGCACAGCUUUCCUAAACUCUACAUGUAAAGUGUCAUCUAAUUUACAUUUCCUUUAUUGCAAAUUCUCUUUACCCCUUGCUUAGUUAAUAGUCUACUAGAACCUAAAGGAGCCUCCUGUAUGUAAUUAAAGUUAAAUUUACAGAGCAGGAGAUAAAAACUUUAAAAAUAAAUUACAACUGAUUGAAAAUGUAACCAUUUUUUUCAUUCGGGCAGUGUCAGUUACAGCCUGACGAGGUGUGACUAGGGCGGCAUAAACAGAAACAAAAGUGAUUGAACUUCUAAAUGGCAGUGACGUGAGCAGAGAAUCUUGAGAGGCAUGAUCUAAACUGUUUUGGUGACUAUAGUGUCUCUUAAAACGGCCAGUUGUAGAUAGGUCAGUUAGGAAAAAUAACUCAACAAAGUUGUAUACUAUAUAGCUUAUUUACUGUUUAGUUAAACACACCAUGGAAAAUAUAAGUUUGUCCUUGCCUUGUUUACUUGACAGUGACUGAGGCAAGAACACUGAUAGCCGUUUCUAAUGAUUCUCACAAGCUAAUGCCUUUUAUUACAGAUUUCAUUGCAAACUUUGUCUGUGUCCAGGGCAGGAAUUUAUUUUCUUUUUUAAAACCAUACUACUCUAAAUAUAGUGACAAGAUUAUUUACUAAUGUCAGAAUCCUCAGAAAUUAAAAUCUGAGAUAAUUUAAAAUUUUAUACCAAAAUGGCUAAACUGGCAGCAUAGCUGACUUGGAGUCCUUUUCCAAUUCAGCUAUUUUCAGUUUACAUUUAAAAUUAUUUUGAAUUCCCAACGAUUCUCACUUUAGAAAAUAAAUCUAUUUUUGUUUACUAACCUGUAAGUACCUGCUUUAGUUUUAGGAAGUAGUAGGACUCCUUAGUUUACCUUUAACAAUGCACUAAUAAAUAGAUGAGAGAAAGUGUGACUUUUUACCUGUGUGUUUCUUCAAAAUCUUACAAAUUCUCAAGUAGAAAUACCAAAGAAUGUGGGACGGGUUGCAGUUAGUUAAUAGGGACUUUCCUAUUUUGCUGUUUGAUAUGUUUUUGUUGUUUUUUAUUUUAAUUUUUUUUACUAUUUCAUUUUUAGUAGUAAAAAAACAAAAAAGAAAAUAGUGUGGCGGCUAUUCCUGAGAUAUGGGUUUUAUUAAAAUUUCUCUAACAUCCAAUGGUGAAUAUACACUGAUCAGCCACAACAUUAAACCCACUGACAGGCGAAGUGAAUAACAUUGAUUAUAUCGUUACAAUGGCAUCUGUCAAGAGUUGGGAACAGUCAGUUCUUGAAUUUCAUGUGUUGGAAGAAGGAAAAAUGGGCAAACAAAAAGAUCUGAGUGACUUUGACAAUUGACAAAUUGUGAUGGCUAGACGACUGGAACAGAGCAUCUCCAAAACUGCAAGUCUUGUAGGGUGUUCCUAGUAUGUAGUGGUGAGUACCUACCAAAAGUGGUGCAAGAAAGGACAAUCGGUGAACCAGCGUCAGAGUCAUGGCACCAAAGGCUCAUGAAUGCACGUAGGGAGUGAAAACUAGUCUGCCUCAUCCGAUCACACUUAAGAGCUACUGUAAAUCAAAUUACUGAAAACAUAUUGCUGACCAUGAUAGAAAGGUGUCUGAACAAACAGUGCAUCACAGUUUGCUCUGUAUGGGGCUGCAUAGCCGCAGACCGGUCAAAGUGCCCAUGAUGAUCCCUGUCCACCGCCAAAAGCACCUUCAAUGGGGACAUGAGCAUCAGAACUGAACUGAAGCAAUGGAAGGAGGUUGCCUAGUCAGAUAAAUCAUGUUUUCAUUUAGAUCAGGUGGAUGGACAGGAGUGUGUGCAUCAUUUUCCUCGGGAAGAGAUGUCUGCAGGAUGCACUGUGGAAAGGCAGGACAGCGGAUGCAGUGUUGUUAUGUUCUGGGUACUGUUCUUCUGGAAGACCUUGGGUCUUGGCAUUCAUGUGGAUGUUACUUUGACAGGUACUAUCUACCAAGAGAUUGUUGGAGACCAUGUACACCCCUUCAUGGCAAUGGUGUUCACUGAUAGCAGUGGCCUUUUUUCACCUAAGAAUAAUGCACCCUGGCACACUGCAAACUUUCAGGAAUGGUUUAAGGAACAUGACAAAGAUUUGUGUAAGGUGUAACCUUCAUUGGUUAUAUACCAGGAAAGGACACGGGAAGCUUGUGAGAUUGCAGCAUUAGGCUUUACUUAUAUGGAUAAAACGCUAAGCAUUGAGAACACCAGCUGCUUGAAAAACAGCAGCCGUUAUACCCAAUUAAAAAGGUAGGAGCUAGAGAGAGCAAAACAGAACUUACUUCCUGUGAGUAGCCUAACAAGGUCACAGGGAUACAAAAACCGUAAGCUGAACUAAUCACCGCCAUCUACAGCUCAAGUUCUAUUCAUACACAUGGUACAGUACAUGAUGUUGUACUUCCCAUCAGCCUUGGCCUCCAAAUUCCCCUGAUCUCCGUGUGAUUGAGCAUAUGUGGGAUGUGCUGCAACAACAAAUCUGAUCCAUGGAGACUCCACAUAACAACUUGCAGGACUCAAAGGAUCUCAUGCUAAUAUCUUAGUGUCAGAGAAGACAGAACAUGUCAGGAGGUCUUGAGGAGUCCAUGCCUUGACGCAUCAGUGCUGUUUUGAUUGCACGAGGGGGGGCUACACUAUAUUAGGCAGGUGGUUUCAAUGUUGUGGCUGAUCAGUGUAUAUACUCAAUUUCUAAGUAAAUCAAUCCUUGAAAAGAAUACAUUACAUCUGCCUAAAACAUUCCCAAGUUGUCAAAAACCUUUAUUCAUUAAUAUGUAAAGUACAUUAUAUUGGGUAUUGAGUGUGAUGUCAAAAAUAGUUGAAUGGGGGAGCUAACAUACCACUCCAAUAAUAAUUACAAAAUCACAAAUGAAUAAUAGCAAGAUAGUACUAUAGAUUGUAUUACCAACGCUAUAGUGUUCAUUUAAAACCUAUUCCUAACACUACAGUACCCCUUGUCUCUAGUUAGAUUCAGGACCCCUCACUCUUCCGGUUAAAAACCCCAAAACUGUAAACAGAAGAUUUAUACUCACGCUUUUCAAGUGCAGAGACUCCCUCGGCACUACUCACCUCCCCGUCUGAUGCAACAUCAUCAAGGAGGCAUAGCUUCCUUGUCGCUGGUUUAAUCCAAUUAAUUGUUUACAAAGAAAAAAAAAAUGCAGUGCUUUUGGUGCUUACAGUAUUCCUUUAAUUCAUAGUGAAUGAGUUUGCUGCAGUGUCCUAACUAAUUAACUCAAGUUAACAAGGAGGGGCCCAAAUGCUGGAUAAUAAUAAUAUAUCAUUUUUAUUUAUGAGGUGUGAAAAAAAAAUAUACACGUAAAUAAUAUAAACUAUCAUGGGACUUAACAGUUUCCUUUUAAUGUAAUUAUUCAAAGUGAUCAAUAGUAUGUCAGGGUAUUUAUAUCGGCAAACAUCUUGUGCUAUGAUAGAAAUUAAAAGUGUAUAUUCUGAGUCACUCUGAACAGACCAGACCAGACUCCAUUUUGUUAUUUUCAAGUUAACAAAAAGACACAAGAUUUCUAUCUGUAAAACUAACCAUUUUUGCCAGAGCUAAAGGAAUGCAUAUUAUAAACAAACCAAAUGAUAAGCAGAAAGGGGGGUUGGAUAGGCUGUCUAAAAUGCUAAUGGAAUAUAAUCAAUUCUAAACCCAGACAUUUGUGACAGAGAAGAUUAAAUAAUUUAAUUUUACUGUCUAUAUGUGUAAGGUCCCAUUGUAAGUUACGGGUCAAAACUCAGAUUUGCAGACACAUAGUCUGGACAAAACUUAAAGAAACUGUUUUUAUCCGACAGCAAUCUAAGUUAUAGCAAAGAUAGAGAUAGGCCAAAAUUACUCAAAAUAGCCACCAGGAAAAGUUAACUCUUUCCUGGAUAGGUAUGUUUAGUGGGACAAGACUGCCCUCUAUAGACCAAAUACCUAAUUUGCGAUCUGGAAGAUAACCACACCUCUAGUGCUUCUAUUGGGUUAUCAACUGAUGACAUACAGAGAGUCUGGCCCUUUAAAAGUUAGGACAAAGGGAAGAUUGAGGGGAUGCAAAGGAGAAAGAAAAAGAGGAGAGAGGAAUUGGAAGUUUGGGGACUCCAACUCGGACAACAUCUGAGACUAACACUCUACUCUUAAAACUCUAACACUUAGAAUUUUACUGACUUUCUAACCAACACCACCUUUCACCAUAACUCAUGCACCUACAGACAUCCAAAUAAGUUCCUGAGACUAUCUACCAAUCGGAUGAAAUAUCUACUCAACUGGUAAUUAUACUGGUUUCAGUUAAUUAAUUAAAUUCAUUAAAAUGUAUUAAUAGCAUGAUAUAUGACUAGGAUAAAGCACGGUCAGAUUUCCAUAUUAAGAAAUCUUAGUUAACUAAAGAAUAUAUAGUUAUAAAAAUUCCAUUCUGCAGGUGGAAUUAAGAAUAAUUAUAUAUUAAUGUGAUAUUAUCACGUGUUAGCAUACUGCUGUUUUUAUCCAGGUGUAUUGAUUUGCUCUAAAUUAAGAUAAGAUAUCUUUUAGACAAAUUAAAAUUAAACUCUGCUUAUAUAAUGUGGUAGAUUCUCUUAUUGGAUGGUUCCAGGAAAUGACUAAUGAACUGGUUUAAGUGUUAUUUUAUUUAAAAUUACAUAAGAAUAGAUCUUAACUACCUAGGAGAUCUAGCCAGCAUUGAAAGGGUUAUUCUAACUGUUAGCCAGGGUUUUAUGGCCCUUCGCUGUGAAAAGUUUCACUUUCAGUCUGUGUUAAAGAUACCUCAUAAAUCAGAAGACUUGACAGAAAAUGCUGUUUAGCCGUUGAGACGUGUGUAGCCAUUUCUUUGUAUUGCAUACCAUUUUAUACUGGAUAUUCAUUGAUUAUUAUCACGCAUGUUACAUAUUAUUAUUAUUAAUUAAUUUGUUAUUAUAAAUAAAAUCUAUUUUUAUAACAUUGUGAUUAUUUAUAUGAAAUACUUCUCACUUAACACGAUAAACGUUAUUUGGGAUCUGAGAAUUGAAUUAGUGGGCAAUUCUCAACUGUUUACUAUUAUUAUCCCAUAAAUAUCCCCACAAGUAAUAUGUCAUUUUUGUCCACUAGACACCACCUUUAAGAUCUGUUAUAACUGCUCUCAAUAUUCUGGAGAAAUAUGGAAGGAACUUAUUGUCCCCUAAUCGUCCCAAGUUUUGGAGGAGUGUCAAGUUUAACAAUCCAGUAUUCAAAGCCCAGGUGGAUGCAGUUGAGGUAUGAGUGACAUUAUGUUUGCACAUUUUAACCGUUUGAUUAUAUGUAUAUAUCCAGCUAUUUAUUGUAUUUAUACAUACAUUAACCAACUCCUUUAAUCAUUGUUCACUUUGCAUAAUAGAAUAAAACACCAGAUGUUUACUGUAAAAAGAAACCAGUACAAUGCUACAGUUGUAUAUUAAAAAAAAAAAAAAAAGCCUGUCACAGAGCCUUCCCUUAUCCCCCUCCCCUUGCAUUUACAUUUCCCUGAUCUCUACCUGUGCUCUGCUAGACUGAAUAUAAAACGAACUUGUUUCUUUUCUUACUUAUAUGUUUAUGUAUGAAUCUAGGUACCAACUUUUACUGUCUUUUUCCAUUAGGGUGGACGUCUUGUUCUCUCCUUGUAUGGAUACUCGUGCUCUCUUCCUGAUGGUCUCAGCUUCCCAGAAAGUGUGAAGGAGCCAGACAUUCCUACUGUAGCUGCAGUAACUGCUGAUGUCAUUAUCCUCCAUCACGAACUCAACCUUCUCAUCUCGGUGAGGGCCUUACAGCUAUUUGGACUCAGAUUUCAAUGUGGAUUUUUGGUUUUAUGAUUCCAACCUAAAAUAAUUACAAAAUGCUUCAUUCAGCUACCUCCAUGUCACACUUUAAAAAAAUAUAAAAACAAAUGUAUCCAUGAUCAUCUGGUGCAUGCAGUCUUGUAAUCCUCAUUGUUGGAAAUAAGGAACUGAAUGCUAGCAAAGUUGCAAACCAUGCAGCCAUUUGACUUUUUAGGCUCUAGUUUUGAUGUGCCUGUACAUAAACUAUUCUUCAUAGAUGUAUAUUUCUAAAGUAAACAAUUAAGACAAAAUCCAUUACAUCUAUAACAUCCUUCAAGAUAGGCGACCUGCCAGGACUUCUAGAGCUUACAAUUAAAAUGGACAGUCCUAAUCCGUCUUACAAAGUUAAUUCCUACUGCAAACCCGGAGGGUCCAUGGUACACUUGCCUGGGCUAAAUUUGCACUUGCCAGUGGCUAGUGGAGACUAAGCAUUGUGAGCCCCGCUGUCAUGUUCUAGAAUUUGCCUACUCCUUUUGUUAGGUUAAACAAAGAACUCAAAGUCCUUAUUUGUUUGAAAUAUCUGACGUGGCAAGGUUUUAUUUUGUUUAGAACUCCCAUCCACGCCAGGUAGACGCAGCAAAGGAACUUUUGAAUGGAGGACUUCGACAGGUAUGAAGAGCUGAUUUUUUGUGAAAUGGCUUUGUCCUGUGUAAAUAAUGUGUUCUGUUUAAAAAAAAUAAAAAAAUAUUUCUCACAUAUUCUUGUUUCUAUAGCCUUCUCUUGUUCCAGAUUCAUCAGUUGCUUCUCAAAUUCCUCCUUCAGGUAAUCUAAAUCUGCCUAUGACAUUGACAUCCUUUCGUUGGCUUAUUAUAUGUUUUAGAUUUGUAUAUUUUUCUUUAUUUUAAAUGUGUACAAUAAGAAUAUCCAUUAUACUAGUUCUUUACAAGAGCAUACAACACAUGCAAUUUAAAAUAAACAGUAUUAUUUAUUAACAGGUUUAUUCGCUAAAGUUCGAAUGGACCUGUACUAAAUGGGGCAAAACCAUUUGUACUGGGCCAACUGGACUGUAAAAUCUGGACAGUGUCCACACUAUUUAACAAUGUCUGGAUAUUGUAGAGCAGGCUCCGAACAAGAUUGUAUUUGGUCUUGAUGUAAGCCACACUGAAAGCUGCAGACUGCUGAGAUCCAUAGCCUGAUUUUAAAAAUCCAAACUCUUUGCUCGUUGGCAGCGCUAACAUAGCUCCCUCCUGGUAUUAAAUGACCCCCAUCUGCCACAUGUGGGUGGGAGCUGGGGAAACGCUGAGCUUGUUUAUUUUAAUAAGUAACCUCCAUCAACUUACAACAGGCCAGGGGGGAUAUCCUAGUCAUUUUAUUUAAUAGCCCCAUCCCCAGGCCACAGGUGGAGGCACUGCUUGAAUAGUGAUCUUUUCACACACCAUUAUUUCAUUUAAAAAAUCCAAUUAACCCCUUAAUGACACAACUUCUGGAAUAAAAGGGAAUCAUGACGGAAUAUUUCCGUCAUGUGUCUUUAAGGGGUUAAUGCACACAGGUGAGAACACAGGGUGGACCUGGGACAGGUUUCCCCCAUUAUAAGACGUCCUAUCUGCAUGGCUGCUUACUGUAAAGUAGAUCUGCCCCCACCCAUAGCAUGGCAGGUGGGCCAGAAGGGAAAUUAUAAUUUUAAUAAAUAUAUUUAUUUUUUUCACUUAUUUAAUGUGGUGGCUGGCUAGCAUGAUUUACCGCCAAUGAUUUUUUUUAACUAUUUGCCUUCCAACUCCAAGCUCCAGUGGGCAAAUAAAACCUAAAAUUUCCCUUUGCUUGCAAUAAGCAAGUGAACAAUAAUUUGCAAUCAUGCAUCUUGCUUAAUGCAUUUGGUCCCAAUUUCAGUUUAAAACCGGUGCUUUGUAUAUAUUUUCGAAUGUGAAAGCACUAAUUUUCAACCAGACGCCAAAUGCAUUUGACAGAAUUCUGACUUGAAUUUGCGUUGGUAAAAAAAUUUCCAUUUUGGUUGAAAUUCUGCAAUUUGUUUUCUGAAUUUUGUCCAUUCAGACCAAAUCCUGUGUUUAGUGUACCCUGUUAAGUGAGAAUUGUCAGGAGUCAAAUUACAAUUUUAAAUUUUAGACCAAUAUAGCUUAACUAGAAGCAUAGCUUGCUUGGAGAAUUUUUCCAAUUCAGCUGUUUUGCCUUUAAAUUUGAAAUUCACUUUGAAUUCCUGACAAUUGUCACUUCAGUAAAUAACCCUGUGUGUUCAUAUAUAAACUUGAUUGUGCAGAACAACAAAAAAAGGGAGAGGAGGUGUUUCUUUUUUCUCUUUGUAAUUUUUCCAUUUCCCUUAUUCUUUCAAGCCUCAUCUUUUUAUUUUUUAACAUUCUCUCGUACUCAUUUUCUUUUCCCUUAUAUAAAAUUUAAAUCACCAGAAGUAUACAGUUCUCUGAAAGGGUUAUUCACUAAAGUGAGAAUUGUCAGGAAUUCAGAGUGAAUUUCAAAAUCAAAGGGAGCUUCCAGCUUGGCUACUUUGACAAUUUGUACGUUAAUGUUAGCCAAGAAUUUAUCUUACCCGAUAAUUGUGGAUAGGUAUGAGUACACUUUUUGGCGAAAGGGGAUAGAGAUGGAGGAAGGACUUUUUCAAGCCACCAAAAUAGAAUAGUGAAAUUGUAUCUUGAAAGGGGUCUUAGGAGGAUGAAUAUCUAAUAAAGCCACUUCAAUAGAGAUACAUAGUUUAACUUGCCUAAAUUUACUGGCCAAGGAAAGAGCUUUUAAGGAUCAGUCAUGUAUGACCAAAUAUAUUCUUUAAAGAAUCCCUUUCCAUACAGAAGUAGUUGUUAUGGUACAGUGAGUGUCCCUGUGCCCCCUUCCCCACUGUAAUUAGUCUCAAAUGUUUUAGUAUGGUUUAAAUUCUUACCUGUCUGCAGUGUGCUGCUCAAUGCCUCCUCUUAGCCAGAAGGAAAACGGGAAGCUCCUGAUCAGAAGCUUCCGUUGACUCUCCUGAGCUAAACCUUGCAAUGCAGGGCUAUCUCAUUGGCUCAGUGUGUCAGCAGAUGACUCAACCAAUGAGCGAAGUCAUGCACUGAAGAGAUUAGAAGCUAUCAGAGAAAUAGCUUCUGACUCUCCUGUAGGCUGCAGUGGAGGUGGAAAGUGGGGCUUGGCAGACCCCAGUUAAGAAAAUGCACUCCUGGUAUGAUAACCACUAUGUCAUUUUGUGAUUAUGGUGCUUGGCAUUUUCCUUUUCAUAGCAAAAUUUGAAAAACCUCAAAUUCAGGUGCUGGAUCCACUCUUUUACAUUACCUUUUUGUUAACUCUGUCACAAAUACAUGCUCUCAACGAGACUGACUUUUCUUUAUUAAAGGAGAUGUGAAAUAUUUCGUCUUCAUACCUUCUUUUUAUUUUUAUUUUCCUUAGUACCUGUCUCAACUGGAUGCUGUCUUUGUGGUGUGCCCACAGUUUCCGUGUGGUGCUCCUCAUGUAAUGACAUGUUGUGCACCUCGUGUGAUCACAGAGUACAUACACAUCCCAAUCGCGUACAUCACCAGCGUUCAUCUUGUGGCACAUCAGGAACACAGAGGUAAUACCUAUUUUCUGUAUAUUUGAGGACAUUGUGCUUAAAUGUUAUAACUGCAUUUAAAUGUUGCACAGAUUACACUUAGCGACUCUGUUGUUGCAAAUACAUUUAUACGUGUGUGUGUGUAUGUCUAAAUAUAUUUCUCCUCACUUUCUUAUUCUUACACUGUAUAUGUGGGACCCCUGGAAGAAUGAGAAUCUAGUUUUCUUCUUCUUCUUUUUAAUUUUUUUUCCACUCCACUUUUUUCCCCGAUUUUAAACACCUGUAUCACUGCUCAAGCUUAAAUUCUCUGUUUUGUGUUGUUGGAAAGGUUGUCUGAAUUCAGUUAAUCCAAUAAAAAGGUAUUACAAGGUUUAUACACACACAAUAUAUCACCAUACGUGUUUCAACCUUGUUGCUAAUAGGUACAUAACAUCCAACACAUAGUUAAGAAAUCUCUGUAAUCAAACAUUGGCAGUACAACGGGUCAUACUGAAGAGCUCAUUGACUGAAUAGCUACCUCGGUUAACUUUUAUUGAAAUUAUUGUGAAGUGGAAGUGUGCAGGAGGAAAAAAUAUGCUAUCACUUACUUCAGAGUUCCAUACUACCUCUGGAAGCAACAUCAGCACAAGAACUGUGUGUUAAUAGCUUAAUGAAAUUGGUUUCCAUGGCCAAGCAGAUAUAUGCAAGCCUCACAUCAACAUGUGCAAUGCCAAGUGUAGGCUGGAGUGGUGUAAAACUCACUGCCACUGGACUCUGGAGCAGUGGAAACAUGUUCACUUGGGUCUGUUGGAAGAUUCUGCUUGUGCUUCAUGCCAGAGUGCAUACUGCCUGCUAUGAUAACGGUCUGGGGUUGUGUACUAGGAUUUGCCCUAGGUCCCUUUGUUCCAGUGAAGGGUCAUUUUAAUGCUCCAGGAUACAAAGGAAAUUCUUUAUUUUUAACUUUGUGGCAUCAGUUUGGGAAAGGCCCUCUCUUGUUCCAGCAUGCUUUCCCCCUGUGCAAGUAAGGUGCAUGAAGACAUGCUUUAAGAGUUUGGAACGCGAGUGUCCUGCCCUGACCUGAACCAGAAUGGAGACCUUUAGGAUUAACUGGAACACCGACUGUGAACGAGAUCCUCUAAUCCCACAGAUGCUCUUUUUAAAGAAUGGGCACAAAUUCCUACAGUUACAAUCUUUUUGUCUAUCAGUAUACAAAUGUUACAUAUCCUUAGGCUUAAUUCUUCUAUACAGAUAUGAUAUAGAUAAGUACAUUCCAAACAAACAGUACACUAUUAAGAGAGAGAAAUUAAUAAAAUAAUAAUGUUUGUUUGACACUUAUGUAUAUAUGUCAUAAUCUUUUGUUUUACUUAAAGGGACACUAUAGUCACCAGAACAACUACAGCUUAUUGAAUUUGUUCUGGUGAGUAGAAUCAUUACAUUCAGGCCUUUUCAGAGAAAAUGCAGUGUUUACAUUAUAGCCUAGUGAUAACUUCACUGGCUACUCCUCAGAUGUCUGUUAGAGAUCAUGCCUGGGUCAUGGCUGCCUAAAUUACAUCCAAACAUUCAGUGUCUCCAGGCUUUUUGCAGUAAACAUUGUCUUUGCAGAGAAAAAACUCCACUGGCCACUCCUUAGAUGGCUGCUAGAGGUGCUUCCUAGGGCAGUACUGCCUAGUGUGCAACACUGCCAUCAGUGUCUCCACCCUCUGCAUGCAGACACUAAACUUUCCUCAUUGAGAGUCAUUGAUUCAAUUCAUCUCUAUGAGGAGAUGCUGAUUGGCCAGGGCUGUGUUUGAAUAAUGCUGGCUCUGCCCCUGAUCUGCCUCUUUGUCAGUCUCAGCCAAUCCUAUGGGGAAGCACUGUGAUUGGAUCAGGCUACCACUUCUCAUGAUGUCAGCAGACUGUUGUUUUUAUGAGUCUAACAGCAUGCAGAGUUACAGCUUCAGGCUUGAAUACAGUAAGAUUUUUACUAUAUUUAUGGAGGCAUGAGGUGUCCAGGGGGGCUAGAUGGUGGUGUUAACACUAUAGGGUCAGGGUUUGUGUUCCUGACCCUAUAGCGAUCAUUUAAGACAUUUUUAUGUUCUCUAAGGGCAGCAUUUUGGCUAUAUUAUUUACAGAGAGGUCCGGAUAAAACUCUGUCUUUUAUAAGAGCAUAUAACCAAGAAUUGUAGCAUGACAAAGCAACAAAGAAAGAGCACCAAGGAAAAGUAUAACUACAUUUAAGAAGAUCUCUUUAUAGUUUGCAAUGCUGUAAGAACAUUUGAUUUGCACAGCAAAGCCAAUAAUAUAGGCAAGAGAUCUAAACAAACGUUAUUUGUAAAUGCUGACUUCUGUAUUUGUUUAACAAUCAUAAUGGUGUCUGUUAAUUUAGACAACUAGCUUGGGGUGUUAUUGACAUGUUUUAUCAUGUUUUAGGUCUCCAGGGCAUGUUUCAGUGCCAGUUUCAGCUUCUCGUCCACUAUGGCAGUGUGCCACUUGCCAUAAUCUAAACCGUGGGGUAUCAGUGCUUUGUGUUGGAUGUGAACGUCCACGUGGCUGUGCAAGUAGCCCGUCUAGUCCUUCAUUAGGGAGUUCAUUAAAGAGAGACAGCUGGGUGUGUAUGGCUUGCACUCUGCAAAAUGAUUCCUCUGCUGUGCUGUGUGCUGUAUGUGAACGACCAAGACUAGCCAGCAGGCCAUCAAGAGACAACCAGGAGGCCUCUCCUAUUUCCUUAAUAGAUUGCCAUGAGUCCCAAAUGAUUUCGCAAGUGGGCUCUGGUAAAGGUUCAAUUUUCCCUGACUGCAGCAUCCAAAAGCAUAUGCAAUGCUACGACAUAGGAAGUCAUAAGAUUUCAGAAAAGCAGGCCACUGAUCUACCAAUGCAUAUCCAAAAUGAGACAGGGGGCUCUCUGGAAAGCAUCAGUCCACUUAAAGAUGAUAAGGGGGAGGAUAGUCACAUUAAUGUGCAGGUAAUGUAUUAUAUUAGUUUACUCCUGUUUUGUUUGUUGUGUGUGUUUUUUUUUUGUUUUUUUAUUUUUUUAUUUCUUUGUAUAUUUUUGCUCUCUGACAUUGAUAUGAUCACCAGGGCUGGCAGUGCUCCCAUUGUACAUUCUAUAAUAUUAAAAGUGGACGGGUUUGUGAAAUGUGCGAUAGGACCAGCGAAUGUGCUGCAGUUUCAGAGGUUCAACAAACUGAGGAUACACAGAAACUCUCAUGUUACCAGGAGGAAAUCAGAAAGAAGAAAUUGAGUGAGGAUGGAGCAAAAUUAGUGGCGCUUAUAAGGGUAAGUGGCAUGUUUUACGUCAAACAAAUGGUAUAAGUGCAGAAUUUGGAUUUCUAGAGGACACACAGGAACUUUUUGGGUGUUGCUUACAAACCGUUCUGCCUCUUGUAUUUAGAAAUUGGUCUAUGUCCAUUCCAUUUCCAUCUAAUGAGCAGUCGCUCAAGGCUCUUCUGGAAUUGCCAAUAAUCUGUAGUACUACAAAUUCAGUGACAAAAAAAAACCCCUGCAUUAUUAUUAUUAUAAUUGCCAUUUAUAUAGCGCCAACAGAUUUGUAGCGCUUUACAAUAUUAUUAGAGGUGGGGAUUUAACUAUAAAUAGGACAAUUACAAGAAAACUUACAGAAACGAUAGGAUGAAGAGGGCCCUGCUCAAACGGGGUUACAGUCUGUAGGGCGAGCUUACAGUCUACAUAAUCUACUAUCAUUAAUUGUGCAAGUUUUAGACUCAUUUUAUGGCUCAAUUUAGACAUUUUCAGACCUUCACACAGACCAGCAGUAACUCUCCCUCUGUUAAAUGAUUGUAUAGCAUCAUAAUUGCACAGAUGUUUAUUUUCUAAACCUCAUAUUGUGAACCUGUGUUGCCUUUAUAUAUAUAUAUAUAUAAUAUGCCUAUUAUGUUCUGUGGCUUAGUACUUGUUUACACAGCAUCUUAAAAUGAUGCAUAACAUGGUCAUUUAAAAUGUAAAAAAAAACACUAACUCUUGAUGCUUGCAGGAAGGGGAGAGAAGCUGGGUCUCCCCUGAGGAAAUAUGCAGUGCAGUGCGAUACUCUGGUACAGAGGUGCCUCUACGGUGGCUUCAAACUGAACUCCCCUAUGUGGUUGAACAUGUUAUUGAUGCAGCAUCGCAGAGGGCUGGAACGGAGAUUGGCAUUUUAACUCCGGAUGAAGCACGCAUCGCCUGGAUUUCAAGUGGUGGAGAAAUGGAAGAUGCUGUGACAUUCUGUGUGGCUGAAAGAAGGAGCAAGGUACUUUGACAAAUAGAGAAAUACAUUAAAUUGCAUGGGUAUGAAAUGUAUCUAUUUUGUUAUCUGCAAGAGGACAGUGCUUUUUGUUAUGGCUGUGCUAGUAAGGGGCUCUUUUCAAGUUCUGGUUUUGUUAGUGGUACAAUUCUUCUAUUUUUACUUAACUUUUUUGAUUUUGUUCCACAGGUGGAGGAACUGCGCACUCUAGGUUUUACAGAUCGAGAUAUGGUGGUAGCUGCUCUCUUUGAGAGUGCUGGGGACGUGGGGAAAGCACUCUGUAUAUUGCAAAGACCCCUUCUAGAGCCCUUCCUCAUACGCAUGUGGGAAGAGCCGCAGCCAGCUAUUAAUGUGUUCUCAGCAGACAGGCAGGUACGUUUCAUAAUGUUUUGCAAAUUGUCAUUGAUUGUUGAGCAGUUGUUGUGUGUGUGUGUGUGUAAUGUACAGAUGAGUAUAUGUACUUUCCUAGGCUGUUCUCCGUCGAUUACUCGCGGAGCAUUCUUUGCAUAGUUGGGGUCGUGCGGAGCUGGCUCUGCAGCUACUUCAAGAGGGAGAAGGCCGUUAUGAUCUCCAGGAUGUUGUGGAGGCAGUGAAAGAGUCACAGGACCGUGACUUUAUCAAGAGGAUGCUAACACAGGAGUGUGCAGUGUGUGCUUGGGAAUUCCCUCGAAACAAGGUAACCCUGUACUGCUUCAUGCAACUUCCUGAGUGAUAACUGUUCUAAAAUAGAACCUUCUCUGAGGGGAUUCUGACAUGAAAUCAAAACUAAUAGGAUCACGGCAGUGACCACGUUUUGCUUCAAAUAUAGAACCUUUGUACAGUCUUUUAUGUGUUGAUAAAAGGCUCGUUAGUUGAGCCGAUACAUUGUCACUACUGUGAACCUAAUAACAUCUGCUUGCAUUCAACUUGCAUGCUUGGACUGUUGUGUGCAUUUGCUGAAAAUUUGUGUUUUGCUCUCCAGGUUUGUUGGAGCACCUUAGUUACGCAUUUAUAUUUACAUGUACAGUACACUUUGUGUGCUUAAAGCAAUAACAUAAUGUCUAAUCCCCUAAAUGAUCAAAAUAAAUCUUAACUCACAAGUUAAAUCCCGCAUGAUAGUAUAUAACAAAUUAAAAUGAGGCUUAUGAAACCUCAGGAGACCGUUUUGUUUGUUUUUUAUGCAUUCGUUAAUACUAAGCCUUGUGUAUUACACAGUAAUGAACAAAUUUGCUGGAGUUAGUUAUGCCGUAUGCAGAAUAAACACAAUAUAAAUCAAGAGGUGGACCUUGAUACUUAGGAGAGGCAUCUGCAGGUUCCACAGCUGCUUGUAACAUGACAAAAGAAGUCUGACUUCAGAUUAAAAAAAAUAUGCUUUGAUCUCCUUGAAAUGUAAUACCUUUACAUAUGUACAGUGAGGGGAGCCCUGGAUAACUCUUAACACUUUUCGUGUCUUAACGGCACUUUAAUAAUCUUGUUUAUUACUCUGUAACGUUCAAAUUGUUUGCCUGCAUGCUUAUUAUACACAUUUCAAUAAACUUAGAAUAACUCACCAUGAGGAUAUAGUUUUCCUGCCAACUUCUAUACUGCAGAUGAAUCAUUUGGGCCCUUAUCUUGGAUUGAUGGUUAUACCCUAUUUUAAAAACACUUUUGUAAUAAUUUAUGUCUGUGCACCGUUUAUCAAGGGAUGUACUUUUCAUUUAUGAUAUUUUGUCUGUUAAAUUGUGCUGUUUCACCUGGUUUCUUGUUUACAAGGCCCUCAAUUAUUAAAGGACCACUCUAGGCACCCAGACUACUUCAGCUUAAUGAAGUGGUCUGGGUGCCAGGUCCAGCUAGGGUUAACCCAUUUUUUUAUAAACAUAGCAGUUUAAGAGAAACUUCUAUGUUUAUAAAUGGGUUAAUCCAGCCUCUAAAGCCUCUAGUGGCUGUCUCAUUGACAGCCGCUAGAGGCGUUUGCGUGCUUUUCACUGUGAAAAUCACAGUGAGAAGACGCACGCGUCCAUAGGAAAGCAUUAUGAACGCUUUCCUAUGGACUGGCUGAAUGCGCGCGCAGCUCCUGCCGCGCAUGCGCAUUCAGCCGAAAAGGAGGAUCGGAGGCGGAGAGGAGGAGGAGUGCUCCCCGCCCAGCGCUGGAGAAAGGUGAGUGUUUAACCCCUUCCUCUCCCCAGAGCCCUGUGGGAGGGGGAUCCUGAGGGUGGGGGCACCCUCAGGGCACUAUAGUGCCAGGAAAACGAGUAUGUUUUCCUGGCACUAUAGUGGUCCUUUAACUCAACAAUUCAGCAAAAAAACAUAUGGAAGUUUUUUUGUCUCUUCUGCCCAAUGUAUAUAACAGGCCUCUUAAAUGUAUAUCUUUGUUAUGUUGUCAUACACUUGCUUUUAAAACAUGUAGACCAAGUCCCCUUGGGAACGUUUUUUCUCUUUUUCUGCUAUGACUGCAGGUUUAUUUAUCUAUUUCCCCCCCCCUCCUCCCUCCUACAGAUGCGCUCUUUAACCUCAUGUGAGUGCUGCAUUUGCCCAGAUUGUUUCCGGACACAUUUCACUGUUGCCAUCAAAGAGAAACACAUCAGGGACAUGGUGUGCCCUGCAUGUGAGGAACCAGAAAUUAGUGAUGAGGGUGAACUCUUGCAUUACUUUUCUACUCUUGAUAUAUUGGUAAGUCUUUUAAUAUAAAUAUAGACAAGUUGAAAAAUUUGAUGACUUGACAUGCAUGCUAUGGUUUUUAGAAUCUCCUUUGUCAAGUUUAAUAGGACUUGUUACUGCCCUGUCCGCAGCAGGAUUUCCCAUUCCCUGCAUGCUAGCAAAAAAUAACUCCCAUUUCAAGUUAUGGGAUUCUCAUCUGCCAGUUUGUUAGCAGUUAGCUUUUGAGUAAUGUUUUUAUCUCAUUUUUUUUCUCAGAAUGUUGGUCAUAUGCAGGUCAGCUGUACAGGACGCUGGCACUGUAGGAAAACACCUGUGGGUCGCUAUUUGCCUUGUUCCCACCACAUCUAGUUAUCUGCGGUUUAAUUUUUUUAAAUUUCUUCCUUUUUUCUAUUAAGCAAAUGUACAUAGUUUACAGAGUACUUUUUAGGAAGUCCAAAAAAAGCAUUGUGUGGUUAUGACUAAUACUGAUCUGUAUUUGAGAAGUAAUCUCGAUUGUAAAUCAGCUUUGAAAGGACUCAUCACUGAGGUGUUUUUUUUUGAGGGGUGAGGGGGUUUGAGGGAUAACACAAUGGCUGAACUUCCUGUCUAGCUUGUAAUUAUGGCUUUGUUUAGAAUAUUUUCCUACUCCUGAGAUAAAUGAUAUAAUUACUGCCUUGUGGGCACACCCAUGGGUUUAUGGUGGCAUGUCAGGGAUGCUGUUGUGUAUGAGUUUACAUCUGUGUGUGAUAUGUCUGAGAAAAUUGACUCAUUUAGUACAAUUUAUUUAAUCGCCAAUUACCCUUGCCUCUAAACUGAAACUCUAAACAUUCUAGAAGCACCAGAUCGGACAUGUAGCAUCCUUUAUGUCACAGAUCUUUAAUUGUGAGCACAAGCUACUGUGUACAAUACACAAGAGACAGAAAGGUUGCUAUGAUCUGUAUUUGAGAAGUACACAGACAUCACAUAAGUUAUUUUUUUAUAUCCAUAUUUCCUAACCAUUAACUAAGAUCUAGAUUAACUUACCCUGUAGUCACAACAAAUUGAUGACAACAAUUUUUUAGUUUUGCAGUUAUGUUGGUUUGCACUCUUUAGUUAAAGGUCUGGUAAUUUGAAGUUAGCUGCUGCCUUCUAGUUCUAGGGCAGUGAUCCCUCAAGUCUUAUGGCAUGAUUAUAUAUUGCUGGUUAGUUAGAGAGUGAUCACCUGACUAUUAUUGGCUCAACAUCUGCAUGAGUGACGAAUUGAUGCACGUCUGUCCUUGCUUCUACAUACCCAACCAGGGCUGUGCUAUAUGUAGUAGCCCUUCAUAUAUUCUACAGUUGUGCUCUUCUUAUUGCUGUCGGGCAUCCUAGUGUGUUGGCCCAACACAAUAAGGCCUGCUACUCCAAUGAAGUUUAAUAGCACUAUUAUAAUGCUGUGACCUCAAAUUACAUGACACUAGUAAGUACAGUAUCAUAUAAUCUAUAGGUUUGGGUUAUAGGGCAAACCCAAGCUUUGGAGGGUUUUGUUAGGAUACACAAUUAAAAGUCACAAUUUAACUUUUCAUGUGUUCCAGUUACGAGACACACUCGAGGUCGAUGCCUAUAAUUUAUUCCAUAAAAAGCUGACUGAGAGAACACUAAUGAAGGAUCCCAAGUUUCUGUGGUGUACUCAUGUGAGUAAUUGGUUUAAUGUGCUGUAUAUUGUCAUUGCUAUCUUUUUAUUAUUAAUUUAUAAUUUUUUAAAAUACAUUUUACAUGGUGUUUUUGUAAAUACUGACUUAUUCACAUAUUCCCUGAAUAAAUAAUCCUCUAUAUGCAUGUCCUUUUUUGGUUGUAUUUUACAACCACCUUUUUUCAUCUUACUAUAUAUAUUUAUCUUUUCAGUGCUCCUUUGGGUUUAUUUAUGAAAGAGAUCAGCUGGAUGUCAAGUGCCCCCAAUGCGAAUGUAGCUUCUGCAGGAACUGCAAGCGACCGGUACGUUGGGUUGAUAUGGGUGGCAUAAUGACAAAAGUCAGGUUAAAAUACUGCUGUUAUGUGAAAGAGGUAUGAUUAAUAACUUACAUAUUUAUUUCUCCCUUCCAAGGUAUAUGUGUUACUUGACUGUAUGUUGUAUUAAUGAUUAAGGCCUCACGGCCAAAACAUUCUUUUCUUUUUUAUGUCCUUUUGAUACAAAAAAAUAAAAAUUUUGCCUUCACCCUACAUUAUAGACUUCUAUUUUUAAGUUGUUCCUGGUGGGUGGCGGAUCCCCUUCCACAGAGCUCCAACAUUUUAUGCGACUUGUUUGCAGCACUCCAUCUACUUUAAGCAUACAAAUGUAUUGGAAACCAUGAGCGGAUAUAUUGAAGUCAAUAUAGGUCAAGGUUUGGCAUUAUAGGUAGACAUUCAAAGGUUAGGGAUUGUUGUCACAAGGAAGAACAACAAUAAUGCUUAAGAGUUCUGUAAACUCACUUAAACUGAUUGUUUCUGGGAGGCAGCAAGCUGCCCCCCUGGAAGAGCACAUCUACCAUUCUGCUAACAUGUCCAGCAGUGCCAGAUUAAGAGUCCAGUGGGCCUGGUGCUGACAGUUAUGAUGGGCCUAAUUACAGAAUCUUAUGGCCCAAAACCACUAAAACAAUCAUACCUCCCAAGCGUCAUGUAUCUGAUGGAGAUGGUGUUGGAGGGAAACUCAAAGGAUGCAGCUAUACGAAAAAAACACAUACCCUAUGCUAAUCUCUCUCUAAUUUAUGCUUUCCUCUUUCAAGUAAAUCCAUACCCCCUAACAGCAGUGUCCAGUGAAGCAGAAAGUCAAUGGGUGGGGUAAAAGGGUGGGCCACUGACGCAAAUCACGUGACCAGAACUGCCAAAGUGGCUAACAUGCCCAAAAAGGGGGCAUGCCAAAUAAUUGGAAGGCCAGCCGGGCAUGACUGCAUGUCAGGCUGCCUGCCAAUUAUGCAGGCUGUCCAACUAAUGGCAUACUAUGCAGGCAGCACCUUAAGCUUGACAUAAAUGUAUCAAAUGAUGGGCCUACUCCACGCGUUCUAAGGACUGUCCCCAUAGCACUCACAUGUCCACUUGUCUCCUUACCUUCUUACUAGCAGGCAGAAGUUCCUGAUAUAUAGUCUGGGACAGAGAAAAGGUGUAUAUAGUGAGUGUAGAAGAAAAGGGACAUAGGGACAUGUGUCUGUGUCCCCGUGUCUCCCAGUGUCUCACUGUCACCUAGUGUCUGUGUCCCCAUGUCUCCCUGCUGCCCUUCCCCCCCAUCCCUCACUUACCUGAGCUGUAGAGCUGCUGUCUGUACUCUCUGUGUUGUGUAGCUGCUCCCCCAUUAAUCAGUGAGUAGUAGAGAGAGGCAGGGAGAUGCUGUAACUUCCUAUCCCUGCCUCUCUCCACACACAGUGACCUCUACUGGCCGGUGUUGGUAUUGCAGAGUAAUCUCAGUUUUCUGCUGCGAAAAAUACCUGCAUUUGUAUUGCCAGUAUUACUGCAAUACCGGCACGGGCAGACAUCCUCAAAUACCAGCUGUGACCGUAAAAUACCAGUCAGGUGGCAAACCUAAGAAUAGUGUGUUAAAUGUGUUUUUUUUUAAAUGGCCUAUUCUAUUUGCCUGUGCCUGGAGCUACAGCUACAGCUCCAUCAGCCCCUAUGUUAAUCCGGCCCUGAUGUCCAGAUGCUAAUUGUGUUUUUGAUGAAAUAUAAUGUAUCAUGCCCAGUGAGAAGUGAGUACUGAGCAAUGAACAACAUUCUUUUGAAAUUAUUGGUAUUCAUGUUUAUGUAUCACAUAAUAUCUUAAUGCUUUACCUCAUCCAUAAUGCUUAACCAUGAAGCUGUAACCCUUAUACUAAAUUCCAAUUCCAACAUUUCUAAGUCCUAACCCAUUAAAAAGAUAUUUCACUCAAAUAAUAUAAUUUGACAUUCACAUCUGCCAAAAUAUAAUGUAUUUCUCAUUUAAUUUAUUUAUCAUGUGCUCUACUUUAUCUUAUACUUUGGGACUUCUUUUUAUGCCCUCGUUGCUAUUGCUUGUGGUGACUUUUAAUGCUAUGACUGGAUUCCUGCCUCCAAUUGCUUUCACAAUGGAAACUGCAUAGCCCAGUUUCAGCUUUUUUCUUUCUGAUCACUUCGUUGUCUUACCGAUCAACUUUUCAUUCCUUACACUAUCUCAUCAUGCAGUGGGAGGAACAGCAUCGCUCUUUAAGCUGUGAAGAUUUUCAGAAUUGGAAGAGAGAAAAUGAUGCUGAAUAUCAGGCCCAAGGGCUGGCUGUAUACCUGCAAGAGAAUGGAAUCAGUACGUAUUUGUGACAUGUGAUGUUACUACUUACCAAUAUUCAUAGUUUCAUACAGAUUAAUGUCUUCUGUUAAUACCCCCCUUCCCCCCUGCUAGAGUAGAGCAACUUGUAAAUCUUGGACAAACAACAUAGAAACCUUUCUAAAAUAUUUUAAAGGUACACUAUAGUCACCAGAACAACUACAGCUUAUUGUAUUUGUUCUGGUGAGUAUUCAAUACAUCUCUAUGAGGAUAUGCUAAUUGGCCAGGGCUGUGUUUUGGCAUGUGCUGGCUCUGCCCCGAUCUGUCUUGUGGGCAAUCUCUGCCAAUCCAAUGGGAAAGCAUUGUGAUUGGCUCAGAACACAACUUUUGAUAAUGUCAGCCAAAGAGGCAGAUCAGGGGCAGAGCCAGCAGCAGCAGCAGCAGACUAGAAUAAAGGUAAGAUUUUACUAUAUUUUUAGGGGCGAGGUGGCAGGGGGGCUAGAUGGUGUUUUUAACACUAUAGGUUCAGGAAUACAUAUGUGUUCCUGACUCUAUAGUGUUUCUUUAAUACAAACUGCAAUGCUAAGCCAAUUUGAAUGAAGUGGUCAAGUUUAACCCCUUCGACCGGCAAAUAACGGCUAUUAAUGACCGCGGAUGUACCCCGCACGUCCGCAGCUAAAAUUACCUGGGUACUCACCUGGACCGGCAAUCCCGGUCCAGGGGGACUGCCCGAGAUCCCAGCAGUCCCACUGCUGCAGCUCCGUCCUCUACGGCCCUCCAGAGCCAUGUGAUCACCAUGAUCACAUGGCCGCAAUGGAAGUCUAUUGAGCUGCCAGCAGGGGGACUGUCUAACCAGUCAGGCAGUUCUCCAGACACCUAAAAUAUAAAUAAAUAUAUUAUACAUAUAUUAUAUAUGUAUACUAUAUUAUAAAAUAAUUAAUAAAUAAAUUAAUACAUAUAUAAUGCAUACAAUAUAUAUAUAUAUAUAUAUACACAUAUAUCUCAAAAUACUUAGAAUGUAAUCAUAUAUAUGUAUAAUAUAUUAUAAAAUGUUUUAAUUAUUUUAUUAUAUACACACACAUUCUACAGUGAUUUGGAAAGUUACAGGGUCAAACAUAAGAUUAGCCAAUUUCUAUUUUUGUAAAUUGCAAUUUGCCAGAUUGGCUUUGUUGCCUUUGAGACGGUAUAGCAGCCUAGAAAUUAAAAUUAACCUUACCAUGAAAUACCAUUUGAAAAAAUAGACAACCCAGGGUAUUUAAAAUGGGGUAUAUCCAGUCUUUUGUAGUAGCCACUUAGUCACAAACCCUGGCCAAUGCUAGCAUUUAUAUUUGUUUGUGUGUGAAAAGUGCAAAAAAAGAAUAUGAACGCUAACUUUGGCCAGUGUUUCUGACGAAGUGGCUACUAGAAAAAAACUGGACAUACCAUAUUUGCAAUAUUUUGGGUUGCCUACUUUUACAAAAGGUAUGCCAUCAUGGGGGUAAUUCUUAUUCCUGGGCUAGCAUACCAUCUCAAAGGCAACAUAACCAAUUUGGCAAAUUUCAAUAUAAAAAAUGGAAUGGGCAAGCCUUAUAUUUGACCCUGCAACCUUCAAAAACACUAUAAAACCAAUACAUGGGGGGGUACUGUUAUACUCUGGAGACUUCGCUGAAUACAAAUAGGAGUUUUUCAAAACAGUAAAACUUAUCACGACUAUGAUAUCACCAGUAAAAGUGCAGAUUUGGUUUUUAAAAAAUGCAAAAAAUAAAUGUAAAAAUGCUAACUUUGGCCAGUGUUUGUGACUAAGUGGCUACUACGAAAGACUGGACAUAUUGCAUUUUGCAAUGCCCUGGGUUGUCUACAUUUGCAAAUAGUUUGCCAUCAUCGGGGUAAUUCUUAUUCCUGGGCUACCAUGUGGUCUCAAAGGCAACAUAACCAAUUUGUCAAAUUUCAACGAAAUAAAUUAAAUGGGCAAGCCUUAUAUUUGAACCUGUAACUUUCAAAAACAUUGUAAACUAGUACAUGGGGGUACUGUUAUACUCAGGAGACUUCGCUGCCCACAAAUAUGAGUGUUUCAAAACAGUAAACGUAUCACAUCAAUGAUAUUGUCAGUGAAAGUGCCGUUUGUGUGUGAAAAAUGCAAAAACCUUUACUUUCACUGACAAUAUAAUUGCUGUGAUUUGUUUUAUGGUUUUGAAACACUAAUAUUUGUGUUCAUCAAAGUCACCCGAGGAUAACAGUAUCCCCCAUGUACUGGUUUUAUAGUGUUUUUGAAAGUUACAGGGUCAAAUAUAAGGCUUGCCCAUUUAAUUUUUUUCAUUGAAAUUUGCCAAAUUGGUUAUGUUGCCUUUAAGACCAUAUGAUAGCCCAGGAAUAAGAAUUACCCCCAUGAUGGCAUACCAUUUGCAAAAGUAGACAACCCAAGGUAUUGCAAUUAGGGUAUGUCCAGUUUUUUUCUAGUAGCCACUUAGUCACAAAAACACUGGCCAAAGUUAGCGUUCAUAUUAGUUUUUUGCAUUUUCCACACACAAACAAAUAUAAAUGCUAACUUUGGCCAGUGUGACUAAGUGGCUACUACAAAACACUGGACAUAUACCCCAUUUUGAAUACCUUGGACUGUCUACGUUUUCAAAUGAUAUGUCAUGGUGGGGUUUAUUUUCAUUUCUGGGCUGCCAUACCGUCUCAAAGGCAACAUAGCCAAUCUGGCAAAUAGCAAUUUACAAAAAAUGAAAUUGGCAAAUCUUAUGUUUGACCCUUUAACAUUCCAAAUCACCAUAAAACAUGUACUUGAGAGGGGUACUGUUGUACUCAUGAGACAUUAAUUACUCUACACCAGGCAUCGGCAACCUUCGGCACUCCAGAUGUUUUGGACUACACCUCCCAUGAUGCUUUGCCAGCAUUAUGGGAGAUGUAGUCCACAACAUCUGGAGUGCCAAAGGUUGCCUAUCCCUGCUCUACACAAAUAUGAGUGUUUUAGAGCAAUAAAAUGUAUUAUACUGGUAUCAUCAGUGAUGUUAAGACCUGCAGUGGUUAUGGUACUGCAGUCUUUUAUUCCUUUCCCAAUAGCUGAGCAUAAGUGAUUAUAACUGCAGUUAGGAUGUAGAGGAAUAGCGUAGAUGAAUGCAGCUUCCAAGACGAUUCUCCCCAGCAAGUAGAAUAUUCCCAAAGCAUGAGCCUAGACUUCAUGAAGGGUGUAACAGGAAUAACUUGUAUUGAUGCCACACUGGCUUUUAUGAGAAUCCUCCUGCAAGAGGACCUCCCACAGUAAACAAAGACAAUAUCCAAUCAGCAUACAGAUUUACAGUAACACCCUCCCUCUCUCUGCCUGGGAGAUAUUGAGAUAAGUUAAGGAAUAACCCAAUUAUCUCCAGGCAGAGGGCACACAAUUUUCCCAAAAAUUAGAACACCCCUUUAUACAACAGGUAUCCCCACAAAUUAAAAUUUCACCCAGAUCGGUUCAGGGGUUCUCAAAAAGUAUGGAAGUCAUAAGCUACCGACCACACACGAGGCUCCUGCCCAAAACAGUUCCACGAAUUCAGCAUGUGCGGUCGGUCAAAUCAGAAAAUGGCAUAAAACGAAUAACGUCCCAAAUGGAUCCUCCUGGCUCAUAGGAGCGAUUGCUCCCCUUGUUCGUAUGAACCAAACUACCGAAUGGCGCUCUCCUGGCUGUUCGGCAACUAAAGGAAGCAGACGUUCGUAUGUUUCAGCGGUGGUUCGGGAAGUCGAGUGUCCGAUUUUUAGUUCCAAACACUCGAUGAUCAAGUCCCGCUGCCUCCUUUCAUGCAAACAAGAUGGCCGCCGUUUUCAGUUCCACGUGGCAUUCGGCUAUACAAACGGCGGCCGCCCAGAGAGCGCUUAAUAGACGGUUCUAUUUGAAGUUAAUGAGCCAGGAGGGUGGUCGGUGUUCGGUAGUUUUAAACUGCCGAACCAAUAAAUCCAAAACAAACGAAAUGUUGCAGAAAAGCAUGAACACAGAAGAAAGUCUAUCUUCUUCACAAGUGAAAUGGCAGUUUAUGUGUAAAAAAUGCAGAAAAACUAAUAUAAAUGCUAAUUUUGGAAAGGGUUUGUGACUAAGUGACUACUAAAAAAAAGUGUACGUACCCCAUUUUGAAUACCGUGAGUUAACUUCUUUAAAAAAAAAAUAAAAUGGUUUGAUGGAGGUAAAUUACAUUGGCCAGCUUCAAAAAUGUCCCAAUUAUGACAUGGGUGCAUGAUGACCAGCUGUGAAAAUUCCAAGUUGGAAAAAAACUGGAAUGCGCACCCUCCAAAAAAGGUAUUUUAGCCCGCAUAGAACCCAACACACCUAUUCAUGGGUGGUAUCACUGUACUCAGGAGAUGUUGCUGAACACAUAUUGGGUGUUCUUUGGCAGUAACCCUUAAAGUUUUCAGUACAUGUAUUCUUAAAUUGCUAUGUAUGUCAAAAAAUCACCAAUUAUUAUUUUUUUUAAUUUGGCAUAGAUUGGUGGUAAAAUGGCUGCAUAAAAAGAGCAUGAAAAGAGUCAAAAUACCCCGCGUUUAAUACCUUAGGUUGUCUUCUUUUAAAAAAUAUAUACAUUUGAAGGGUUAUUCAGGGAUUCCUGACAGAUAUCAAUGUUACAAUGUAACUUGCGUUAAUUUUGAGAAAAAAAAAAAAGGUUUUGAAAUGGCAAAGUGCUACUUGUACUUGUUGCCCUAGAACUUGCAAAAAAAAAAAAAUCUAAGAAAAUGUUAAGUGGGUAUUUCUAAACUCAGGACAAAAUUUAGAAACUAUUUAGCACCGGUGUUUUUUUGGCAGUUGUAGAUGCGUAACAGAUUUUGGGGUUAGAAAAAGUGUGUGUGUUCACUUUUUUUUUCAUCAGAUUUUAUAACUUUUUUAUAGUAAAUGAUAUGAUAUGAUGAAAAUAAUGGUAUCUUUAGAAAGACCAUUUAAUGGCGAGAAAAACAGUAUAUAAUAUGUAUAGGUACAGUAAAUGAGUAAGAGGAAAAUUUCAGCUAAACAAAAACACCACAGAAAUGUAAAAACAACCCUGGUCCCAAACGGUAACAGAAUUGAAAAGCGGUCUGGUUAAAGUAUCUAAAAGACCUAAAAAAAUGAUUUGAAUAUUAUAAAUUGUAGAUUCAGGGAUAUAAUGAACCCAGACACAGUGCUUUUUCUGCAUUCAGAGAUUGAGAUAAGCAGGUACUUAACAUUUUGACUCGUGAGUCAAUAACAAUCUUUGUCACUCUUUGCUGCUCUAUUGUGUGAACAUGUGUGCCUUACAACCUGUUUUUGUCAAAGACUGCUCACAGUUGAAGCAUGUACUCAAUUCUACUAUCUGAACACAAGCACUGCACAGGAUACUAUGAUUCUUAUACUUUGUAAAUGACAUUCACUGGUUCGCCACAGUUAUGUAGUGUUUUUAAUGGGCAAAAUUUGUUUUGGUUUAGCAUUCUUGGAAAAAACGAAAAUAUGAAGACCUUCAUAGUGCAGCCAUUUGUGAUAAAAUUUAAUAUAACUGAAACCAUUCUCACGUUGGAAAUAUAAUGGUGAUAUUUGAACACUGCUUUGUAGGUCCAAAUCUUAAUUGAUCUUUUGUAUAGAUUUAUAUAUUUUUUUUUUUUACAUAUGAUGGGUUGCAUUAUGAAGUUUUUUAGUUUUUUUUCAUAUAUAUAUAUAUAUAUAUAUAUAUAUAUAUUUCUUAUUUUCAUUAACACAAGAAAAAAACCAAAAUACAUUGUUACCUUUAAUUCAUUGUGUUAAUUUUUCCUAUUUACUGCAAUAUUAUACAUUGUUAUGUAUAAAAUAAUUAUGUAUCUUAUUGAUCCACUAUAAAUAUAUAUUUUUUUUCACCCUACAUUGUGAUAACUGUGGACUCCUGUAACUUGUUCCUGGAGAGUGGCAGACUCCCUUCCAACGUACACAUUAUUUGUGUGCAGCACUCCAUUUAUUAUAUGCACAACCCAUAUUGGCCAGUGACAACCUAAAUGGAAAAUAAACAUCUAUCUGAGAGCUAAAUUGUUUUGUGUGUCUGUCUGGGUUCAGCCUCUACACACUGCUGUGCUUUAAAAAAUAAAAACAAUACAUAUAUUUUUAUUUAAAACACAACCCCAGACUUUGCACUCCAACUUAGAAUUUUUCUUUUUUUAACCUGGUGCUCAGCAACACUUGAUAUAAUGGAACAGGAUACCAGCAUUCUAGGGAAUUUUCUAUUGAUUUCUUUAUUAAAUAUAAUCCAUCUUUACUGCAAGGUCAACGUUUCAGUUCCUGAACUGGAACUUUCCUCAGGACACCAUGUGUGUAUAUUUUGUUCUUGUUGUCCCAAUCCUUAUAUUUUGAGCAGGAAUGGGGGGCAAUUUUUCAUUUAACGGGUUAUCCACUGGUCUGUCAGUGCAGGUCUGCAUACAAGGAUAGGUGAAGACAUCUGUGACUGCAAUAAACCUAUUUUAUUUGCAAUUGUUAAAAUUGUAUAUACACGUAUGGGAACAUACUCUGGAAAUCGUGUUUAUUCCUGUAGUGAAGGUGUUAAGAUGAUUCCCCCUUUUUGGGAUUUUCUCAUUGCACCCAACGAUCAUAAAGGAAUUUAAACAUUACUUAUCUUUAAUCUAAUUGUUUACUUGUGCCAUGAAAAUUAUAUUAUCACAUGCUUUGUCAGGGGAUAAAGUGCAGCCUACUUAUAUCCUGUGGAUAUCCACAGAAAUAUUCUAAAGAGUAAUGUGCCUGUGUAUGUUCUCUCUCCUCAGCCUGCCCGCACUGUAAGUUUUCCUAUGCUCUGGCCCGAGGAGGCUGCAUGCACUUUAUCUGUUCCCAGUGCCGACACCAAUUCUGCAGUGGGUGUUAUAACACCUUUCAUCCCAAGAACGUGAGUGACUUAGUAAGCACUGAGCUUCUGUGAAAGUAAUAUAUAUUCUCUAUUUCUAGAAACGUUCACAUGUACACAAAUUUUUGUUACUUGCAGUUAUCGCUGAGAAAGUGAUACAUUGUAAAAUACAGCAUGUAAACAUACUUUAUUAUAUAGGGAUCAUUUGUAUACUAAUGUACUAUGCUUUCCCCCCUUCCCCCCUCACCCCUUACUUUCUUGGUUUAAGCAAAGUACAAUAUGUAAUACAAAGAGAGAGGUACAUAAUCUAUAUUCUCUCUAUUUACUGACUAUAUCUGCUUAACCCCUUAAGGACCAAACUUCUGGAAUAAAAGGGAAUCAUGACAUGUCUCACAUGUCAUGUGUCCUUAAGGGGUUAAAGUAGACUUGUGCUAUCAAGGACUAUUAUGUUACUGUGUACAGCAUUAAAAAGGUUGUGUAAAUAUUGCAUUUUCUUUUUCAAUUAACCCCUUCCCGACCGAGGACGGUACAGGACCGUCAUCGGCAUUUUUGGCUUGCCGACCGAUGACGGUCCUGAACCGUCCUAACGGUCUUAGUUACUUACCUGAUCGCCGUCGUUCCCCCGGCGGCGAUCAGUGUUGCUCCGGUUGUGGGGAGACUGCCUGCAGCCCAGACAGUCUCCCCACACUGAAUUAGGACCCCUGGGGCCAUGUGAUCGCUUAACACAGCGAUCACAUGGUCACAAUAGGUGUCCUAGUGUCUGCCAGCAGGGGGACUGUCUGUGAUGACAGGCAGUCUCCCUGCUAGUGUAAAAUCAAAAAAUAAAAUAAAGUUAGUGUUAAUUAAAAAAAUAAUAAUACCGUAUUUUUCGCUCCAUAAGACGCACUUUUUUUCCCCUCAAAAGUGAGGGGAAAUGUCUGUGCGUCUUAUGGAGCGAAGGCCGCUAGAACUUAUUUUGUUCUCGAGCCAAGGGAUCAAAGGAAGUGUGCACACUGAGUGUGCCCACUUCCUUUCAGUCCCGCCGGAAACCGGAACCUGAAAUAUUAGUUCCUGGACCGCGGAGCGCGCUGUGAAGCCGGCCCACGCUCCAAGACAGGCAAGUAAUUAUGGGACAAGGGGAGGGGGAGACACUAUGGGACAAGGGGAGGGGAGGAGACACUAUGGGACAAGGGGAGGGGACUAUGGGAGAAAGGGAGGGGAGACACUGUCAAGGAGGAGUGAGCAUUACCCAUGGGUCAAGGGGAGUGGGGGAGACACUAAGGGACAAGGGGAGGGGACACUAUGGUGGGAGAAGGGGAGGGGGGACAAUCAUGGGACAAGGGGAGGGGAGGGAGCAUACCAUGGGACAAGGGGAGCCGGAGGACUAUGGGACAGGGGAGGGGAGGAGUGACACUCAUGGGACAAGGGGAGGGGGACACUAAGGGGAGGGGCGGAGACACUAUGGGACAAGGAGAGUGGGGGACAUUAUGGGACAAGGGGAGGGGGGGACACUAUGGGACAAGGGAGGGGGGGACACUAUGGGACAAGGGAGGGGGGACACUAUGGGAGGGAAAGUGCACUAUGGGACAAUGGGAGGGGGGGACACUAUGGGAUCAGAACACUAAUGGACAAGGGGAGGGGGGGUUAAAGAACACUAUGGGACAGGGUAGGAGGGGUUAACAAUCACUAUGGGACAGGGUAGGAGGGGUUAACAAUCACUAUGGGACAGAGGAAAGGGGGUUAAAGAUCAUUAUGGGACAGGGGAGAAAAAAAAAUAUUCUGAACAAACUGUCCCAUGGUAAGAAACACUAUGGAACAGUUUGUUCAGAAUAUUUUUCUAUUUCUCCCUAAAAACUUAGGUGCCUUAAGUAGAGGUAUGCCUUAUGAGCCGUGUAACACGGUAAUUAUAUAUGUGUAUAUAUGAUAUAUAGACAUAUAUUAUAUCUAUAUAAUAUAUGUCUAUAUAUCAUAUAUAUAAUGCCAUACUAAGUGUAUUUUUAUAUUAAUAUGUACUUAUAUUAAUAUAAAAAUACACUUAUAAUUAAAUUACACACGUAUAUAUAUAAUAACUAUAUAUAUUGUGUAUACAUAUAUUAUUAUAAAAUAUAAAUAAUAAGUAAUUUAAAUUAAAUAAUUUUUUUAAAAAUAAUAAUAAAAAUUUAAAAAAAAUUAUAUAUCUAUAUGAAAUUUUAUUCUAACUGUAUUUUAAAAUUAAUAUAUAUAUAUUUAUAUCAAAAUACACUUAGAAUGAAUUUGUAUAUAUAUCUAUGUGUAUAUAUAAAUAAAUAAAAAUAAUACGAAAUAUACAUAUGUCCAUAUACAAAAUUACAUAAAUAAUUAUAUAAAUAUACACGUAGACUUAAACUAUAUAAAUAUGCAUAUAUAUUUAAAUUCUACGUGCGUAUUUAUGUAAUAUUUUUACAUAAUUCAGUAAUUUUAUUGAUUGUAAUUUGAGGGACCUGCCUGCCAACCCAGGCCGAAAUUCCAGAGAAUUUAAUUUGCUAGCACUGUAUUUUACCCUGAAACGUUCUACGACACCCUAAAACCUGUACAUGGGGGGUACUGUUUUACUCGGGAGACUUCGCUGAACACAAAUAUUAGUGAUUCAAAACAGUAAAACAUAUCACAGCGAUGAUAUUGUCAGUGAAAGUUACUUUUUUGCAUUUUUCACACACAAACAGCACUUUUACUGAUGAUAUAAUUGUUGUGAUACGUUUUCCAGUUUUUAAACACUAAUAUUUGUGUUCAGCGAUGUCUCCCGAGUAAAACAGUACCCCCCAUGUACAGGUUUCAUAGCAUUUUUGAAAGUUACAAGGUCAAAUAUAUGGGUCAAAUAUUUUUACAUUGAAAAUGGCCAGGUUGGUUACGUUGCCUUUGAGAGCGUAUGGUAGCCCAGGAAUGAGAAUUACCCCCAUGAUGGCAUACCAUUUGCAAAAGAAGACAACCCAAGGUAUUGCAAAUGGGGUAUGUCCAGUCUUUUUUAGUAGCCACUUAGUCACAAACACUGGCCAAAAUUAGCGUUCAAUUUAGUUUUUACUUUUUUCACACACAAACAAAUAUGAAUGCUUACUUUGGCCAGUGUUUUCGACUAAGUGGCUACUAAAAAAGACUGGACAUACCCCAUAUUGAAUACCCUGGGUUGUCUACUUUAAAAAAAAUAUGUACAUGUGGGUGUUAUUCAGAGAUUUAUGACAGAUAAUAGUGUUACAAUGUCACUAUUGAUAAAUUUUAAAAAUGUAUGUUUUGAAACCGCAAUAUCCUACUUGUACCUAUAGCCCUAUAACAUGCAAAAAAAAGCAAAAAAGCACGCAAACACUAGGUAUUUUUAAACUCAGGACAAAAUUUUGAAUCUAUUUAGCAGUUUUUUUCAUUCGCUUUUGUAGAUGAGUAAAAGAUUUUUCAAGUAAAAGUCAAAAAACAUGUAUUUUUUUCAAUUUGUCAUCAUAUUUUUUUAUUUUUUUUUAAUUAAAAUACAUGAGAUUAUAUAAAUAAUGGUAUGUAAAGAAAGCCCCUUUUGUCCUGAAAAACACAAUAUAUAAUUUGUAUGGGAACAGUAAAUGAGAAAGCGGAAAAUUACAGACAAACACAAACACCACAAAAGUGUAAAAAUAUGCCUGGUCGCAAAUGUACAACAUCGCAAAAACAGUCCAGUCCUUAAGGGGUUAAUCUGUGCAUGUAGCUGUAUGUUUCUUUGUUUACUAGGCAGCAAAGAUCCCUCUCAUUGUUUCUUUGUUGACUGAUUUGUGGAUCUGCAUUAUGAAACAGAUAUGCACUGACUCGGAAGGAUCUGAGAUGUGGUUUUACUGCCCAGUUAAAGCUCUGUGAACAGUUAGCUGCAUUUAACCAUGAGUUCUUGUAGUAUUAUAUAGUCACAGUAUGUUUUUAAUUUCAGAAAUGCACAGUUCGUUCCUGCACAGUGAGGAUGUCUCUCCAUGCCCACCAUCCCAGAGAUUGCCUCUUUUACCUCCGAGACUGGGAGGUGACACGUCUUCAGAGACUCCUCCAAGUAAGUAUUCGCUAACUCUCCUAUUUAUUAUAACCACCACAUUCCCAGGGCUCAAUUUCCCAUCCGUAUUCCAAUAAAAUAUACAUAUGUUUAUACAAAUAGAUAUGUUUUACUUAACUGAUUUUAAAUUUUCAGACCAUUGUAAUGUACAUUAAUUUUUAAAAAAAAUAUUUUUUGACUACCUUUGGGACCGUCUUCAUUCAAUGUUUUCUUUAUAUCCACAUUUCUCCCAUAAAUCAUGCAGUCUUUUCAACUUUGCACAAGUUGUGUAAUUGUUGUAAGUGCCUCUGGUAGAAUCUUACCUUGUUCUUCCAAACUAGAGCUUCAGUGACAAAACCUCAAAUCAUAUCUAUUUUAUGGACAGUAUUACAAGUGAUCUAUGAUACUGAAUCCUGUCAGCAAAACAUGUUUAUGUUUAAGUAUGGUGUGAUUGAUAGGAUAUUUGGGAUUCUGCUGAUGUACCUAUAAUAGAGGACAAAACAUAGUCGUCCAUCUUUGUUCCCGAAUGUGGAACGCAUAACGAUCACGUGAUAAAUCACGGAACACGUGACGCGAACGUAACGUAUGACGUAUGCGGAAGUGACUAGUUUCGGAACGAGCCCGGCUUUUUUCAUUUCGAUUAAGUGAACACACCUGAAGAAAAGAAACCCUGGACGAAUAGGAGUCAGAAGAGGAGAGAACACCCACUAUUCCACCAAUGACUAGAAGGGAUUAGCCCUAUAUAAGUUUAUUCAUGUGUUAGCGUUUUUAGGAUGCUGUUUUUUAUUCUCUGUAAUUUUGGUGAUUGAAUAUUGUGCUGAAAGAGGUCCCUGAGGAAGUCCUUUUGUAUAAGGACGAAACGCGUAGGACCAGCAUCUCUUUCUUAUAUUGUUUUUAUGUAUUUUUAUAUAUACCUCUUGAAUUUUAUAAGUGAAUAAAUCACCUUUGAAGUAUUCCUUUGGUUGCAUCUGCUUGGAUCUUUUUGCUGACCCGGAUACCCCACUGGCUAUCACUUGAGGAGGGAGAAUUAAAGGAGAAUAACCCCCCCUUUUUUCACACUUAGGGGGAGGCACCCUGAACACGCUUAUAUUCUUUGGAAUAUGUGAGUGCAUAUUUUUUACCAGCGGUUUUAUAGUGUGUAGCAAUAUUUGCACUAUGUUUUGUCCUCUAUUAUAGGUACAUCAGCAGAAUCCCAAAUAUCCUAUCAAUCACACUGUUCUGCUAUAAGGUUAUCAACUGGGAAAUAACCUUGGGAAGCUGUGUACCUUUCAGUUAAGUUGUUGUGUUAUAUCACCUUUUUCACGGGUGUCCGUGUUUUUUGUUAUGUUUAAGUAUAUUAGGAUUCAGAACACAAUUAGAAUUGCUAACUUCACACGGCAUCCAGGCAGCCUCGUAGACCAAAGCUCUAAAACUGUUUUUCUCCCUCAAAAUAAUUAUUUAUAAUGAAACUUUCAGGGUUAUUCACUAAUCACCGGAUUUUGUUCGAAUGGACAAAAUCUAGUGAAAAAGGCCAAAUUCCAAAGUGUUAGUUUUCUCAAAAAUCAAGAUAGGAGCCGCACUCAAAUCCCCGCAGACCCACUGUGCACUGGAGCAGGAGCAGAGCAGCAAUCCCACAACGAUGAGGCAAACAAAAAGGAAAGUCUCCAGGCAAUCAAGGUGUUCAAGCUGCAGGCAGGUUUAAUAGAACAAAAAAGAGCAGCAACGUUUCGACUUGCUAAGAGGUCUUUGUCAAUUUGACAAAGACCUCUUAGCAGGUCGAUACUUUGCUGCUCUUUUUUGUUCCAUUAAACCUGCCUGCGGCUUGAACACCUUGAGUGCCUGGAGACUUUCCUUUUUGUUUGACUUUUCUGUUCGGGGCCUCAAUUGCAAAAUCCAGACAUUGUUGAUUUCCAUUAACAAUUCAGAACAUGGCCAUUCGGAAUUUAGUGAAUUACGCGGUUUGUGGUGAAUAUGAACAUUAUGUAAGGAAUGUGUAUAUACAGAAUUUAGAGAAGAUCGCAUACUUAUGGCAUCUGAGGAUAAUGUCUAGUACACAUUUUUCCUAAAUGCAAGUUUAUUUUAUAAAUUGCUCUUUAAACUGUUCUCCCAAACCACAAUCCUGGUUUUAUAUGUAUGUUAGGCAAUAAUCGGAUAAAUAAAACGAGACACAAAAUAACCACAGACAACGUUUAAUUACUUUUCAAUGGGCUUGGCCGUGGUGUUUAUUCAAAGCUCAAGGGGCAUACAACUAUAACUUUGUAACCAUAACCAUAUAACAUAUGGUUCACCAACUUUCAAAACUUUUAACUUUAUUAACCACCAAAUAGCCAUUCAGUCAUAACUAACCUGACCGCAUUUUACUUAAAACGUUCAACUUUAUUGCCGGUUAGUCAUAACUAACCUGACCGCCUUUUAUUUAAAACCAUUUACCACCAUAUCCUUCCUCAGAACCUGACCCUGAGGAUGACUUUUGCCCCAAUGCUUCAUAACACGACAAUACAAUUAAAUAAAAGUAAAGGGAGGGGGGUGGGGUCCGUCCGCACCGUUCUUGCUUCAGUCCACUCUGACAGGAUUAAACUUGUGCUGCUUCUUUUUUUACUGUUCCAGUUUCCCGCUCUUUUUCUGCUUGCAACUUUCAACCAAUCCCAUGCCAGCUCCAGCCCCCAGAAACAGCUGUGUCAUCAAUUCUGCCCAGAUACCUGUCUAACUGACCAUCUACCACAAGAUGUAAAAUUCCUCACAUUCAAAUCCUAGACAAAACAAAUUAUCUCCUUCAUUGCCAACAUACAUAUAUGCCACAGUGCUUAGUGCCUCAUUUACUGCUAUAAAGCACGAAUCUUGGUUCAUUUACAGCAGGUACUUCUUAGUGAUGUAUCUUCCUAACUCCCUAACUAACUUGUGCCUUCUGUUCUGUCAGAUGUCCCAAGUGCAAUUUAACACGGAUCCCCCAGCUGGAACACAGGCUGGCCCUGGAGGUGAGAUGGAAAGAAGAUGGAAAAACUAAUUUUAAUGUUUCUGUUUUAUUUGCCAGCAGAGGAAAUGUAUAAGUUAUGACAUGGUUGCAUACAUUUCAUUUAUUAUUUUGCAUUAAAACCUUUUUGAUUUAAUGAAUACAAGGUCUAGUUCAAGUUGAAAAUGUAAAUAAAAAGUGCAACUUUACAAAGUAAGAUAGUAUCACUCAAAGUGAAUAAGAAACUAAUUUUGUACUUGCGUAUCUUGAAAGUCUGGCCCUCCUUUACAUCCUGCAUGUAUGAAAAUAAUUACUAAAAUAAUUAUUUUCUAUUGUCAAAUAUUGCAGUAUUUUAUAAGUUUGGGUCUAUACAGUUUGGGUAUAUAGUUUUUCAUAUUAACAGCAUGUAAACUUUUAUAGGGACAGUAUUUUUUUAUGUAACUGUUUGCAAACCACAAUUACACCAACAUAUAAUCUAAACGUGAUGAUUACAUCCAGAAUGUGCUGAUAUCCUAACCUGUAAUACUGAUAGAGUGAUGCACCAAGAGAAAAUGUUAAAUGUUCAUAAUCCUGUGCAGUAUUUUUCUCUACCUCUCCGUAGGUGGUUGUCGUGUGAUGGAGCAGAAGGAGAAUCUGGAAGGUCUGAAAGAUGAAGCCUGUGGAAAGAUUACAGCCCCUGGUUAUGCCGGGCUGUGCGAGUGAGUGUUUUUCCAAUUAGCGUUUUUCCGUAAAGAUAGGAGCAGUUUGCAUAUAUCAGUCCACCUCCACUGAUCCCGACCACCAGUUAGCAUUUACCACUAUCAUAUAAACUAGUUGGAGGUCCAGUGGGCUGUCAGUGAUUAUAUUUGAAUAUAUAUAUAUAUAUAUAUAUAUUUAUUCAAAUUGUUCCCCUAUAGGAUGUAUUAUGAGUUUGCAGCUGCUAUUUUUUCCUUUCCUCUUUACACCAAGCUGUAGCAAGUGUAAAGUUAUGUGAAUUGGAGACAGCAUCUGACCUGGUGGUACUUUGUACCUUCCAGUAUGGAAACCUGACCUUUGGUUAAUAUUUCUAGUCUCCUUUUAAUCCCCAUGGAAGAAAUUAAAGAUCCAAGCCACUAAUUAUUAGUUGCUAACAGUGACAUUUUGUAGGAUGUAGAGUUGCUAACAGACUGUCAUUUUAAUCAUUACUGGCUUGUCAAUACCUGCAACAAGUUUAGAUAUGGGCCCUGUGUCUAUCCUGCUUUUCUCAACUAAUUUGCUUUUUUGUACUGCCCUUGCAAAGAAGUCUGUACUGGGUUUGCAAUUCAUUCAAUUCAUUCAGUAUGUUAGUUCCCCUUCUAUUUUAUAAGGACUGUUUAUAUUUUUCUUUUUCAAGUUGUUUCUUUGCUCACUUUGCAACAUCCAUUAACCUUUUGCAUUGGGCUCUCUGAACCAAAUCUUUUUUUUCCCCCAGGUCCCACUAUAAAGAAUACCUUGUGAGCCGGAUUAAUGCUCUUUGCCUGGACCCAUGCCUUCUUUAUGACUUGGGAGAGGUGGUCAAUGUGUGUCAGCGUUACUUGUCAGCAUUCCCGCCAAAGGAAGGCAGUGAAGACGAUGGUGGCUAUAGAGAUCGUCUUGUAAGAGUAAGUGGAUUACAAAGUAGAGAGUAAUGGCAACAAGUAAUACUUUUGUGGUGGUGUUUUUUUUUUGUAUUAUUAUUACUUGUUUUCUGGUUUUUGUACUGGUUUUCUUUCUUAUUAAAUAUUUAAUACAUAUUCUCCCUUUCAUUUACUUACAGCAUUCCUGAUUGUUUGCCUCUUGUCAGUCUUGGGUUGCUUCAUUUCUACAUUUUUUUUCGUCUUUUCUCAUCUGCUUCUUUAAUUUGUUUUUGUUUUCACAAUUUCUCAAGCACUCACCUUUUCCUCUACCGGUUGUCUUCCUGUCUUCUUUCAAUGAUCAUACUUUCAUUUGGAAAAUCUCAUCCAUACUUCUUUUUUCUAUACUCUUUUGAACAGUUGCUGAUGUCUGAGGUCCCGUUGAAUACAAGCUGCCAACGAAAUCAACGCUCCUAAUGUGUGACUCACGUCGGUUUGAGUACAGAAAUGAUAUGAUCAGAUAUUAUGGGGUUGUUCAGUUAAUUUGUUGUUUAGUUUUUACCCUCCCAAAUAAACAGUAUCUCCAUACAUUUAUCAUAUGUGCAGUCUUAUAUGGAGAGAUUCACUAGAAUUAUCUUUAAAACCCUAUAAUCAAUCAUCAUGCCACAGUUCAACUUGAUUAGUCACUGUUUUUCUUUUUCUCUCAGAUUAACAUGCAUUGCGACAUCUGCUCACUUAGAGUAGACUCCAAACCUUAACUUAAACCAGUAUCACCUAUAUUCGCUGGAUAUCCAUAGUUUUGUAUUACAAGUCUUUGUCUUCACACACCUGUAGUUAUCUCCUGGUGGCAGUGAAAUGAAGAUGAAGGGCAAGGGGAAAUAUGACUUUUAGAGCAAAGUGAAAACCUGGAGAAGAGUCCUAUUUCACAUAGCAAGAAGCUAAGAUUGUUUUUUUUUUUUUUUUCAAGCAUUACAAAUAGUUACACUGCUCAUCAUUUUGUUCAUAAUUAUUUACAAGCAUAUUUAUUUCUUGUAAUGAAUAUAUUUGGGUUUCAUUCACUGAGUACAUUAGUAAUGUCCUCCUUGCGUCUGUGUAUAUGUAUGUUCAGCAUCUUGUUUAUUAACUGAAAUCAUUUUUAUUUUCCUACUAUAAUGUAGUAAAAGUCCACUGAAGAUACUUGGCAAAUUAAGACAUUUGGAAAUGUGUACUUUAAUAAAAAAAAAAGUUAUGUAUUCUGUAAUUAAAUCAAAUGGUUUAAGGGUUAUUCUUUGCAGUAAUUUUUCCCUUUUUUUUUUUGGAAUCCAUUGCAUAAUUAUCCAUUACCAUGUACUACGAUAGUUUGGUGAUAAUGUUUACAGGUUAGUCAAAAGCUUGUCUUACUGUAAAGGAAACAAGCCAUUUUUGCAUUUUUUACUGUUUCUGUUUAACUGCAAUUUGCAUCUCUCUCAUUUAUUGCACCAACAGAUAUUAUAUACCAUUUUUCAGAGGGCAAAAAAGGCUUUAAUUCAAUGUUACAUUUACAUAUAUAACUUCUCAUUAAUUAUUAAAACAUAAAAUGCCCCAAAAUGGGGGGGGGGGAAAACAAAACACAUUUUUUUUCAUAAUUUUGGCAAUAAUAGUGUGUGCGUAAUAUGUCCAGCAUAGGAAAAGUAAUUCAAAAUAAAUUCAUUUAUGUAUUUUGAUUUAUCGAGUACAUAAUAUGUAUAGGAUUUCCGCUUAUUUUGAAAAUUACCGGUCACAAAAUACAAGGACUAAAAUACAAUAAAAAAAAAAAACUAAAUACAUUUUUAGAAGUUGGUAUGCUUAUCUUGUAAGUUUAG